This is a messenger RNA of Colletotrichum orchidophilum, 1722 nucleotides long. Its product is annotated as C2H2 transcription factor. The transcript has 4 exons. NCBI's taxonomy places the organism in Eukaryota, Fungi, Ascomycota, Sordariomycetes, Glomerellales, Glomerellaceae. The coding region runs from base 1 to 1722 and encodes 573 amino acids. The record is from RefSeq and is a predicted model, not a curated record.
AUGAUCUGCGCUCGCUUGGUCUGUCAACUCAAAACCCUGAACCUGCGAGUGGGAAACAGCACACUAACCCCACCCUUUCUCAGUGACUAUAGCUUCUUCCACGCACAAAUGGUGCCUUCAGGAAUUUUUUCCUUUUCUUCUCAAACAGGACCAUCGGACCCAUUGAGUGGUUCGUGGGAAACGACAGGAGAAGGUGCACAGAACUUUCAAGACUUCUCAGACAAUGGAUCUGCCCACCCGGGAGAUUCCGAGGACUAUUCUUUCCAAGUUGAUGGCCACAUCACGCCCAGAGGACAGGGCCAAAUUACCGAGGACCUGCAGAGCAAGUGGACUGCUCCCGCACCGGUGGGUGGUGAGCCCAUGCGGAGAGGAACUUCGCGCAGCUCAGCCGGGAGCCGCAAGCACCGGAUUUCCAAGGUCACAUCUCCCAAGGCUCGACCCAGAAUGACUGCUGCUGCGUCAGCUCAAGUCUCUGCUCAGCUGUCCACCAUGGACAUCACAGGUAAUGCCACAGUCUACGGAUCUCAACCCAGCGCCCAAAUUAUGGACGUGAACCCUUACUUCCUGGACACGGAUACGAGCGCCGUCUCGUCUCAAUGGUUUAACUCCAUGGAACUUGGCAUGAUGCCCGAUGGCCUGCCUUCAGGCGAACUGAACGUGCACGUCGUGCCUGCUCAGAUGCAGCUUGACCCGGACUCGAGCCUGGGUGCACACUCACCUUCUGCCUCCUGGAACUCUUUCAGCCCUGCGGAGUCUCACCUGUCUUCGCCGGCCGGAAGCACCGAAGAUUCGUGGCUCACUGCCCCCCUCAUGUCUUCGCCGUCACACUCGGAGCACGUCUCCCCCAUUAUUCAAAGCCAGUCUCCAAGCGCCAACGGGAAGUUCAUGACCGACGAGCUCGCUGGAAGCGUCCUCACCAUUGUCGGCGAUGCCGCGCUCCCCCCCGCUUUCCCUAACCGUCGGCCUACCAAUGAGGGCGACACUGCCCGGGACCACCCCCUGUACAAGAAUGCGACCCCGAAAGCCGAUGGCUUGUUCCACUGCCCAUGGUCCGGAGACGCCAGCUGCAACCACAAACCCGAGAAGCUCAAGUGCAACUACGACAAGUUCGUGGACUCCCACUUGAAGCCCUACCGUUGUAAGAUUGACUCGUGCGAGAACGCCCGUUUCUCCUCGACUGCCUGCCUGCUUCGCCACGAGCGAGAGGCUCAUGCUAUGCACGGCCACGGCGACAAGCCCUUCCUGUGCUCCUAUGAGGGAUGCGACCGCGCCAUGCCCGGCAACGGAUUCCCCCGUCAAUGGAACCUCAAAGAUCACAUGCGCCGUGUUCACAAUGACAACGGCAUCCCUGGAUCCCCUACCAGCACUAGCAACGGCCAGCAGAGCUCCAAGGGCCGCAAGCGCAAGGAUGCGCCCAAGGCCGCCGUCAUCGGACCCGCACCGCCUUCCCGCAAGGUCACUGCCAAGGCGGCCGUUGUGGAGGCUGCUGUCAAGGAGGAGCUGUCGUCCAAGCCUCUCAUCGAGGAGUGGAUGUCCCACCGCCAGGCUCUGGAGAACAUUGUUCGUGACAUCACCCAGCCUGAGGACAUGAAGAACUUGCAGCUCGUCAAGGAUGCCCACAACCUGUUGUCCGCCAUGGGCAAGAUCGCGCACAACCUGAACUCUGCUCAACCCAUGGACUCCAAGGUGCCCUUCCAUCGGAACUUUGUCCAGGCUGGAUGA